UAAUGACCGGUCAAGCGUCAUCUGAUCAUUGUUACAACCGAGUUGCCAUAGUAACAUGGCAACAAACAUCUAACUUUUCAGGCAUCAAUAAAUCACACAAAAUGUUUAUUUAUCUCAGCAAGAAGAUUGCCAUUCCCAACAACACCAAAAUCAACGCAAUCGCUUGGAACAAAGAAGAUGGUUACAUAGCGGUUGGGGGCGAAGAUGGUUUACUCAAAGUACUGAAACUGGACGCAGGGGGUGAAAAUGAAACUGGAAUUAAAACAAGAGGACUUGCCGCCUCCAGUAAUUUAUCAAUGAAUCAGACUUUGGAAGGCCACACUGAAAGCAUUCAAGUGUUAGUGUGGAACGAAGCGCACAAAAAACUCACCACUAGUGACCAAAAUGGCGUAAUUAUAGUAUGGAUGAUGUAUAAAGGUGCUUGGUAUGAAGAAAUGAUCAACAAUAGGAAAAAGUCCACGGUUGUGGGUAUGGCGUGGAGCGCCGAUGGUUUAAAAAUCUGUAUAGUAUAUGAAGAUGGCGCCGUGAUUGUUGGUUCUGUGGAAGGUAACAGGAUUUGGGGAAGAGAACUCAAAAAUGUGUAUCUAUCGGGUGUGCAAUGGUCACCUGAUGGUAAACUACUGUUAUUCAGUCUUAAAAACGGCCAGGUACACUUGUAUGACAACGAAGGCAAUUUUAUUAUGCAAAUUGAAAUCUUUUGUAAUGAAGUUACUUUAGAGCUGAUACCAGUGGUUGGUCUUGAUUGGUACAAUGGACAAAAUGGCCACAUGCACGCGCUUUGUCCCAAUUUAGCUAUAUGUUAUGAAAACGGUCGUGCUCAGAUCAUGCGCAAUGAGAGUGACAUAAAUCCUGUUAUUUUGGACACAAGAAUGAUAGCAGUGCACUGUAGUUGGAACCACAAUGGUUCACUAUUAGCAGUAGCAGGCCGACAAUACAACGACGAAAAAGAAGUCAAUUUAGUCCAAUUUUACAACCCUUUCGGCGAGCACUUACGCACACUCAAAGUACCAGGAAACUCGAUUUCUUGUUGUGUAUGGGAGGGUGGGUCGUUGCGGGUGGCCCUCGCUGUUGACUCGUUCGUCUACUUCGCUAACAUCCGUCCAGAUUAUAAGUGGUGCUAUUUCAAAAAAACCGUAGUUUUUACGUGUUGUAGACCCCAAAGACCGGGAAUUUGUGUGUCGUUUUGGGAUAUUAGUAACAACCAGUGUCACAGUGUUUAUGUACCAAUACUGUUGGCGCUAGAUGGAUUUGGUGACCAUUGUGUGUUGGUAACACGAUCAGAAGCAGACGAAGCCCCUGGUCAGUAUGGUUUGAUCCUUUGCAAUACACUGGGCACUGCUGUAGACGGUAAAUAUGUCGAUAUAGAACCAAUCGCGGUUACAAUGAACUCGUUACAUGUCAUUGUAACGUCAAAAAACAAUUUCAUAGUGUGGCAAUACAAAACACCUAAAUCUUCUCCUGUCACUGGAAAUCGUGCGAAAUGUACUAUGUUUCACAUCGACGAUAACCCCACAGGCGCUGUUGAAGUUAUCCAAGACUUGGAACACUUAGACAAGAUUCCUACAAGCACUCACCAGUCUGUAGAUCCCGCUUGUUGUAUAACAUGUACAGAUAAGUGUCUAAUUAUCGGUCGCGAGUCGGGAUUAUUACAGUAUUAUGCUUUACCCCACGUCGUACUAACAAAUAAAUAUAAAAUCGCAAGUAGGCCUCACAAAAUCGCCAUAAAUUGUAACUCAACACGUUUGUCUGUGAUUGAUGUAGCUGGCAUUAUGACAGUUCUUGAUAUAUCUGACGCCGUCGGACGUCCAUCUACCAACACCGACGGUAACAAACUGGAACGUAAAGACGUCUGGGCGAUGUGUUGGGCGUCAGACAACCCUCAAUUACUUGCCAUCAUGGAAAAAACCAGAAUGUACAUAUUCAAGGGGAUAUAUCCAGAGGAACCUGUGUCCUGCUCUGGCUACAUCUGCAGUUUUAACGAUCUAGAGAUUCAAGCUGUACUUCUGGACGAAAUCAUGGAAUCGCCAGAGCGCCCCAGCAACAAAGACCACUUAAUCAAACUCGAAGUAAAAAGUCUGCGCGAUACGAGACAACUCCUAGAGAAGGUUGGCAUCAAUGAAGCGUCACUUUUCAUUGAAGAAAACCCACACCCGAGACUCUGGCGGUUAUUAGCAGAAGCCGCUUUGAAGGAGAUGAAUCUACCGAUGGCGGAAUCCGCGUUCGUGCGAUCACGCGAUUAUUCCAAGCUUCUCUUCGUCAAAAAAUUAAAAGAUAUUAAUUCUGAAGCGAUUAGGAAGGCCCGCGUUGCCACCUAUCUUAAAAAUUUUGACGAAGCGGAGAAGAUUUACAUGGAAGCGGACCGCAGCGACCUCGCCUUAAAUUUGAGACAAAUCUUAGGCGACUGGUUUAGGGUGAUACAAAUUUUGAAAAACGGGGCUUCAGCUCCGGAUUAUUUGCUCAAGACGGCGUACAAUUCCACGGCGGAAUAUUUUGUCCAUUUUAAUAACUGGGCUACCGCAGUCGAGUAUUACGAACUGGCAGGAAACACUGAAGAGAUGAUUGAGUGUUACUUUCAGUUAGAAGAUUAUAAAAAACUCGAGUCGUUUAUCCAGAUUUUACAAGAAGGCGACCCUCUUUUGAAAAAAAUUGGUGAUAUGUUUGCCAUAAAUGCUGUUAAUUCGGAGGCGGUUCAGGCUUAUUGCAAAUUUGGAAAUGUUAACGCGGCUAUCGACUUAUGCAUUUUACAUAAUAGGUGGAACAUGGCGAUCGAUUUAGCUAAAAAAUUCAACAUCACUAAAAUUUCCGAUUUAUUUAUUAAAUAUACUUCCCAUUUGGAAGAGCAGGGGUCGCUUUUUGCGGCAAUUGAUGUUAAUAUUCAAGCUAAGUUUUAUUUGCACGCAGCGGAACACGCAUACAAGUUAGCCGAUCAGGAAAGUCAGAAGUCAAACAAAAAUGUUUUAAGGAUAAAAAAACACUACGUUUAUGCAGCUCGAUUGCUUCAAAUGCAUAAGAAAAAUCCAAAUCCGGCGGAGUGGGCUUCGGACCCCAUGAUUUACGAAAACGCGUGGAAAGGGGCGGAGGCCUAUCACUAUUACAUGCUCGCCCAGGAACAACUAUACAGUGGUAAACUUCAUGACGCUUUAUGUACUGCGUACAAACUUCAAGAUUACGUCAAUUAUAUACGUCCCAUUGACGUGUAUUCAUUGCUAGCUUUGACGGCUUGUUUGGACCGAUCUUUCGGAGUUUGUUCAAAGGCGCUUAUAAAACUUAAAACUUUACCAGAAUUAAGUCAGACAACUAGAAGUCACUACAUAAAACUUGCAUGGGACAUAUUUACAAAAAAUGAGCCUAAAGACUUAAGACACAAUAAACUAAAAUGCUCUAACUGUCAACACUUUGUAUCUGAUUGGAGAACUAGAUGUCCCAAGUGCAAAAUCCAUUUUCCCACGUGUAUUGCUUCUGGAAAAUCGAUCAUUGAAGAACUAAGCCAGACAUGGCUUUGUCCUCAGUGUCAUCAUCCAGCUUUCGAGUCCCAAAUGACUUUCCAGAAUGCUUGUCUACUUUGUCAUGCAAAUAAAUAAACUUUAGUACCUUU
Molecule: messenger RNA, 3595 nt
Organism: Zophobas morio
Lineage: Eukaryota; Metazoa; Arthropoda; Insecta; Coleoptera; Tenebrionidae
Gene: Oseg4
Product: WD repeat-containing protein 35
Exons: 17
Coding region: 3-3581 (1192 amino acids)
Biological process (GO): non-motile cilium assembly; intraciliary retrograde transport; protein localization to cilium
Cellular component (GO): non-motile cilium; intraciliary transport particle A
Molecular function (GO): protein binding
Source: RefSeq, a predicted model, not a curated record